CCGCGUCCGCGUCGUUUGGAGCCGCGACGCUGAACAUGGCGCGUUCCUAGAAGCCGCUUUCGGCAUCAGUAGGCGGCGGCGUGUGGACUGGAAGCGUGAGGCGCGGGACCAACCGACUUCGCUUCGUGUUGGGGACUGGAAGCGGGAGAGCCGGGGUAUUCCGGACCGAACCAAACGGUGUCCAUGGAUCUCAAUAGUGCCAGCACUGUUGUUCUUCAGGUCUUAACACAGGCCACCAGUCAGGAUACUGCUGUAUUAAAACCAGCAGAGGAGCAAUUGAAACAGUGGGAGACACAGCCAGGUUUCUAUUCAGUGUUAUUGAAUAUUUUUACAAACCACACUCUGGAUAUAAAUGUAAGGUGGCUUGCUGUGCUAUAUUUUAAGAAUGGAAUUGAUCGUUAUUGGAGACGUGUAGCACCUCAUGCUCUCUCGGAGGAGGAGAAAUCUACGUUGCGUGCAGGGCUAAUCACCAACUUCAACGAACCAGUAAACCAGAUUGCAACUCAGAUUGCAGUGCUGAUUGCAAAAGUUGCUAGAUUGGACUGUCCUAGACAGUGGCCUGAACUCAUUCCCACUCUUAUAGAAUCUGUGAAAGUCCAAGAUGAUCUUCGACAGCACAGAGCAUUACUUACCUUCUAUCAUGUUACCAAGACUCUGGCUUCCAAACGUCUGGCUGCUGAUAGGAAAUUGUUUUAUGAUUUAGCUUCUGGAAUUUAUAAUUUUGCCUGCUCUCUGUGGAAUCACCAUACAGACACAUUCCUUCAACAAGUUUCUUCUGGGAAUGAAGCUGCAGUUCUAAGUUCAUUAGAACGAACUCUGCUGUCAUUGAAAGUGCUGCGUAAAUUAACUGUUAAUGGAUUUGUGGAACCUCAUAAGAAUAUGGAGGUGAUGGGUUUUUUACAUGGAAUAUUUGACCGUCUGAAACAAUUCCUGGAAUGCAGUAGAAGUAUAGGUACAGAUAAUGUAUGUAGAGACAGACUGGAAAAGACCAUCAUUCUUUUUACUAAAGUGCUUUUGGACUUCUUGGAUCAGCAUCCGUUUUCAUUUACUCCUCUAAUUCAGAGAUCACUGGAAUUUUCUGUAAGCUAUGUAUUUACAGAAGUUGGUGAAGGCGUUACAUUUGAGCGAUUCAUUGUUCAAUGCAUGAAUCUUAUUAAGAUGAUUGUAAAAAAUUACGCUUAUAAGCCAUCCAAAAAUUUUGAAGACAGCAGUCCUGAAACUUUAGAAGCACAUAAGAUCAAGAUGGCAUUCUUUACAUAUCCCACUUUGACAGAGAUAUGCAGAAGAUUAGUCUCUCAUUAUUUUCUGUUAACUGAGGAAGAACUGACAAUGUGGGAAGAAGACCCAGAAGGCUUUACAGUGGAAGAAACAGGGGGAGAUUCUUGGAAAUACAGUUUGAGGCCUUGCACUGAAGUACUAUUUAUAGAUAUAUUCCAUGAAUAUAAUCAGACUCUUACUCCUGUACUUCUAGAAAUGAUGCAAACACUUCAAGGGCCCACUAAUGUGGAAGACAUGAAUGCACUAUUAAUCAAAGAUGCUGUGUAUAAUGCUGUUGGAUUAGCAGCUUAUGAGCUGUUUGACAGUGUUGAUUUUGAUCAGUGGUUUAAAAACCAACUUCUUCCAGAAUUACAAGUCAUUCACAAUAGAUAUAAGCCAUUGCGACGCAGGGUGAUUUGGCUCAUCGGUCAGUGGAUUUCUGUGAAAUUCAAGUCUGACUUAAGACCCAUGUUAUAUGAGGCAAUUUGUAACUUGCUUCAAGAUCAAGACUUAGUGGUCCGUAUCGAAACAGCAACAACACUGAAGUUAACUGUUGAUGAUUUUGAAUUUAGAACAGAUCAGUUUCUGCCGUAUUUGGAAACCAUGUUCACACUACUUUUUCAGCUGCUGCAGCAAGUUACAGAAUGUGACACAAAGAUGCAUGUUUUGCAUGUCCUUUCCUGUGUGAUUGAAAGAGUAAAUAUACAGAUACGACCGUAUGUAGGAUGUUUGGUACAGUAUUUGCCUCUUCUUUGGAAGCAGAGCGAAGAACACAAUAUGUUGAGAUGUGCUAUUCUGACAACACUUAUUCAUCUUGUUCAGGGAUUAGGAGCAGACAGCAAGAACCUGUACCCUUUCCUGCUCCCAGUUAUCCAACUGAGUACAGAUGUUUCCCAGCCUCCACAUGUUUAUCUUCUGGAAGAUGGUUUAGAAUUAUGGUUAGUGACUUUGGAAAACAGCCCAUGUGUUACACCGGAGUUGCUUCGCAUAUUUCAGAAUAUGUCCCCCCUUCUUGAACUAAGUUCAGAAAACCUCAGAACCUGCUUUAAGAUCAUCAAUGGUUAUAUCUUUUUAUCAUCAACAGAAUUUCUACAGACAUAUGCAGUAGGUCUAUGUCAGUCCUUUUGUGAGCUGCUAAAGGAAAUUACUACAGAAGGUCAAGUUCAAGUGCUCAAGGUUGUGGAAAACGCCCUUAAAGUGAACCCAGUAUUAGGUCCACAGAUGUUUCAACCAAUUCUACCCUGUGUUUUCAGAGGUAUUAUAGAAGGAGAGAGGUAUCCUGUCGUGAUGUCAACAUAUCUUGGCGUUAUGGGUCGAGUCCUGCUACAAAAUACUAGUUUUUUUUCUUCGCUUCUUAAUGAGAUGGCACAUAAAUUUAAUCAAGAGAUGGAUCAGCUUUUGGGAAAUAUGAUUGAAAUGUGGGUUGAUCGAAUGGACAACAUUACGCAGCCUGAAAGAAGAAAACUUUCAGCUUUGGCUUUGCUUUCUCUUCUGCCAUCUGAUAAUAGUGUCAUCCAAGAUAAAUUCUGUGGGAUUAUAAACAUCUCAGUGGAAGGCUUACAUGAUGUCAUGACAGAAGAUCCUGAAACAGGAACUUACAAAGACUGUAUGUUAAUGUCUCAUCUUGAAGAACCAAAAGUAACAGAAGAUGAAGAACCACCCACAGAACAGGAUAAGAGAAAAAAAAUGAAAAACUCAACAGACCUAGUAAAAGAAUUGUAUUUGGCUGUCACUGAUAAGCUGGCUCUGAAGGACCCGGUGCACACAGUGUCGCUGCAGCAGUUUAUCUACGAGAAGCUGAAGGCGCAGCAGGAGCUCCUGGGAGAGCAAGGCUUCCAGUCCCUCAUGGAGACCGUGGACACGGAGAUCGUCACCCAGCUGCAGGAGUUUUUGCAGGGUUUCUGAGAGCAAGUGGCGUGUGGCUGCCUCCCCUUUCUGAAACAAGCCACGGACCCCAGCCUGCCAUUGGUGUGUGCCAGCCUGCUGAGAGGAUGAAGAACUCCCUCGUGUAUGCCUAUAAAGAAGUGAAGACCAUACAUUUUUACUACCAAAAUGAGUGAAUAAAUGUAAAUCCCGCACAACUAAAAUCACAAACCUAUUCCUCAAAAGAAUUUAAUUUUAUAUUUAAGAGGGGCCCCGUGUUUACUAGAUAUAGAUUUGAUGACACUAGCUGCUUAGUUUUCUGUUAAGAGAAGACACCGUUUGAUUACCUUUUAAUCAUGUGCUCUUAACGCUUGAGAAGAUGAAGGUUAAUGUCUGCUCUGUUUUUCUGCAACCAGAAGUAUUAAUUUGGCUGCUGUAUCCCUUUUUUAAGCUAAUGAAACUGCAAGUUUGAAAAAUGGCAAAGCUGUUCAGAUGAUGCAAUUAAAGAAGGGUGUGCACCGGGCAAAAAUAUAUAAAUAGUGCAAAUAUAUAUUACUAAGGUUAUCUUGCAAGGGAGUUGCUUUCAUCUGACGUAGAAAAUGUGUUUUAUCAAAUGCUUUUAUUUUCAUUUUAGUAAUUGGAUACAAAAAUUAGUGAAGGGAUUUUUUUCCUCGUUUUAUUUUCAGAAAUUACCUUUAGUGUUUAAAUGCAUCUCGUAAGGCCCGCGGAAGGGAACCUGUGGUACUGCGGCCCCGGGGGAGACCUCUUCCCCCUCUGUUCCUCCCGGAGGCCGGGAGCGCCGACAGCAGCCGGCCACCCCACACGCCGUUCUGUGC
Herpailurus yagouaroundi (jaguarundi) is the source of this 3956-nucleotide messenger RNA. It is a transcript of the gene IPO11, whose product is annotated as importin 11. Gene Ontology annotation, biological process: protein import into nucleus. Lineage: Eukaryota; Metazoa; Chordata; Mammalia; Carnivora; Felidae. The transcript has 31 exons. Gene Ontology annotation, cellular component: nuclear envelope; cytosol. Gene Ontology annotation, molecular function: small GTPase binding. The record is from RefSeq and is a predicted model, not a curated record. Bases 184 to 3162 code for a protein of 992 amino acids.